GUGACAUCAUUUUAUUUUCAUAGUAGUGACAGUCACAAUGUCUGCUCACGGUUGACUUAUUGAGGAACGGCACAGUGGGAGACUCCUUUCUAAGCAACUCAAGUGUGCGGUGAUUCAGUUCAGGCCUUCAGAAGAGACAGCCUCAUACCUUAAUGAGUGACUCAGAAUCAGCAGAAAGUUUCUCUGAUGAUCAGGACUUUGGUGAUCCGAGGAUGUAUGACCCAGAUUUCCAGGGACCCACUGCCGACAGGAGUUGUACGGACGUUCUGUGCUGCAUGAUCUUCAUACUGUUUGUUGUGGGCUACAUUCUGUUAGGACUCCUGGCUUGGACACACGGUGACCCCAGGAGAGUGGCCUAUCCUACAGACAGCCAGGGACACUUUUGUGGCCAGAAGGGAACCCCCAAUGAGAACAAGACCGUUUUGUUUUACUUUAACCUGUUCAGGUGUACCAGCUCCUCCGUGAUGUUCAGGCUCCAGUGCCCUACUACACAGAUCUGUGUCUCCAGGUGCCCAGAGAAAUUUCUAACUUACGUGGAAAUGCAGUUUUUGAACAAAGAAGACAAAAGCCACUGGGAAUACUAUCGCCAGUUCUGCAAGGCCACGGCCAGGCCUGCAAAGUCUCUCUCAGAUCUUCUGACCCACGGCGACUGUCCCCCAGCAGUCUACCCAAGCAGACCCUUCCUGCAGAGAUGCUUGCCUGACUUCUCGACCAUCAACGGAGUCUUAACAGUAGGAAGCAGGAUGCAGAUUGAAGACGGAACUGGGAGGACCAGAAAUAUCGUAGAGCUCAGGGAGGCUGCAAUGGGCAUCAGUAAAAUCUUUGAUGCCAGGACAAUCGGACUGAAGGUGUUUGAAGACUACGCAACCUCAUGGAAAUGGAUCCUCAUUGGCCUGACCAUCGCUAUGGCACUGAGCUGGAGUUUUCUGAUACUCCUGAGGUUCAUAGCUGGAUUCCUCUUCUGGGUCUUCAUGUUUGGCGUGCUUGGAAUUAUAGGAUAUGGCAUAUGGUACUGUUAUCAAGAGUACUAUGGCCUCGAGCAGAAACCACAGUCCACCAUCCUGAUAUACGACAUCGGAGUUCAGAGCAGCAUAAACAUGUUCUUUCAGCUGAAGCAGACAUGGUUCUCAAUGAUGAUCGUCUUGUCCGUCAUCGAGGCUGUCCUCAUCAUCGUGCUGAUCUUCCUCAGGAGCCGAAUCCGAGUAGCCAUCGUCAUGCUGAAGGAAGGAAGCAAGGCCAUCGGCUACAUCCCCAGCACGCUGAUGUACCCGAUUUUAACUUUCAUCUUGCUGUCCAUCUGCAUCUCCUACUGGGCGGUGACAGCCGUUUUCUUGGCUACAUCAGGAGUACCAAUAUUCAAAGUUAUGGUCCCAGAGGGGAAAUGUAUCUAUGAAGAUGAAACUUGUGACCCAGAUAUUUUCCCUGAAACUAACAUUCCCAAAGUUUGCCCCGGGGCAUCCUGCAACUUCGCUUCCUACAGUGGAAAUAAUGAGUAUCACAAUUACAUCAUGACCUUCCAGAUGUACAACCUCUUUGCCUUCCUCUGGCUUAUAAACUUUGUCAUUGCGUUGGGUCAGUGCACCCUCGCGGGGGCCUUUGCUUCAUACUACUGGGCCAUGAGGAAACCCCAGGACAUCCCGAAAUACCCGCUCUUCAUUGCCUUCGGACGAGCGGUGCGAUACCACACGGGGUCCCUGGCCUUCGGAUCAUUGAUCCUCGCAUCAGUCCAGAUGUUCAAAGUGAUCUUAGAGUACCUGGACAGGCGGCUGAAAAAGGCGCAGAACAGCGUUUCCAAGUUCCUCCAGUGCUGCCUGCGGUGCUGUUUCUGGUGUUUGGAAAAGAUGGUGAAGUUUUUAAACAGAAAUGCCUAUAUCAUGAUCGCAUUAUAUGGCAAAAAUUUCUGUGAGUCAACAAAAGAUGCUUUCUAUCUGCUCAUGAGAAACAUUUUGAAAGUCGCAGUUACAGAUGAAGUCACACACUUUGUAUUACUCCUGGGGAAAAUUCUAGUGACUGGGAUUGUAGGUAUCCUGGCCUUCCUACUCUUCACAGAGAGGCUGGAAAGGAUUGUAGAAGGGCCAACAACUUUAAAUUACUACUGGGUACCUUUCCUGACUCUGGUGGUGGGAUCUUACCUGAUUGCUCAUGGGUGCUUCAGCGUCUACUCAAUGUGUGUUGAGACCAUUUUCGUCUGCUUCUUGGAAGACUUAGAAAGAAAUGAAGGCUCUCCUUCCAGACCCUAUUUCGUGACUCCGACCCUAAUGAAACUUUUGAUGGAGCGCAAAACCGAUAAGAAGCAUUAGGAGAGCCAGCUGGGCAAGCCGCCACCUGCGUCGCCUCCUGCUCCGCUGGGUCCGUCUGACACUCCCUGCACAGUGCUCCGGUCGGGGACAUCCAUAUCCACGGCCUUGCUGCUUGCGUUCUCAUCUUAUACCAAAGCCCACACUGUAACCUGUGAAGCCAUCAGAAGCUGCAAGGGGAUUGUUAAUAACAUACAACAUUUUUAUACUAAGAUCUUUCGUUUUGUAUUUUUUUAACAUAAAGAGGCUUGGAUGUUUGGAAAAAUAUAUUAGGUACAUUCAUAUUUGUUUCAGUAUUAACUUAAUACAUGAUUUAAAUCACUAAUAAUUUUUUUAAGAUGACAACUAAAAAGACUUCUGCAGGGAAAAAUUGAUAAUUAAAGCAAGAUAAAUGUUUUUAGGUCCCUUCCCCACUCCUGUUUGACAGUCAACCAAUUAAGCAGACCACCUGCCUCCGUUUUUUGCCCAAGUAGAGGAUGCUCCCUGUGAGAGCUGCCAGUCAGCCACCCGCCCUAACCACCCAGUUCUCUCGCAAGUGCCUUCCUGGCUGGUCAGUACUUCCCGGAUCUUGUGGGCAAGUGUACAGACCUUGUUCGAAGAAAUCAGACCCUGCAGUGUCAAGCGAUGAAAGGUCUUCUCACGUUUUCAGCUUGUUUUCUUCUGUUUUGUUUCCAUCUCGCUCACCGACUGGAUACCUCUGGUCAUUUCACUCCUGAUAUUCCUCACUUCCAGAGGAGCACAUUGUGUGUGUGACUCCAACAAUUCCCCUUGCGCCUUGUGGACAUUCACAAAUGUGUGCUACACGCAAGCAAAACAACCCGGGAGAAAAUCUGUUGGCUUUGUCUUUGUUUUUAACUGAAGGAAGUUUUAAAGUAAAAUCUUUUCUAUAGUAGUUCCUUAAAAAUACGGUAGGUCGGCCCCUACACAUCUAGUGUCUUACCCGUCCCCAAGGGGAUGCUUGCCCCUCAGAGUGUGGUAAUAAGGGGCAUGCCCGGUGCUGACGACCUCCGUUACACUUGACUCUUCCGUGGGAGCCUGUUUUGUAUAUGUCAUUCCACUUUUUAUGAGACAACCUGUUUACCUGUCGCUUUUUUUACUGUGCCAAUAGAAGUCUUUGAUUCAGUUUUAAAUAAUGUUCUGAGGAGUGCUAAGGUUUAGGAGAACCAGCUCCAUUUAACCCAACUCAGACUUACAGCGGGUCAGCCGCAUGGUGGACAUUAGUGAGUCAGUCAGUAAUAACUUAGUAUCGUUUAUCAAUGAUCUGUUUGUUGGAAGGUCACUUUAGAUACUUUUAUACCAAAAAGUUCCCACUAGCGCCUUGCGGUGUGGGCUCACCACCCCUCCCGCCCCACGCCUGGUGGUUUGGGCUCUCCCGAGCCCAUGGCGGCGUGGGUUAUAUAAUCACUGUGUCUCUGCUAUGCAGGAACACUCAAAGUGUAUGCUCUAAAAUACCUUUGGUAGCUAAAAUGGUUAAUAUUUAAUGAAAUUUGUUGUUGCUCAUUGUAUAUUUGGGUUUUUUCUUCUAAUAAAGAUUUCAAUACCAGACAGA
This is a messenger RNA of Microtus ochrogaster (prairie vole), 3846 nucleotides long. It is a transcript of the gene Slc44a5, whose product is annotated as solute carrier family 44 member 5. Gene Ontology annotation, cellular component: membrane. The coding region runs from base 153 to 2300 and encodes 715 amino acids. Lineage: Eukaryota; Metazoa; Chordata; Mammalia; Rodentia; Cricetidae. The transcript is spliced from 24 exons. Gene Ontology annotation, biological process: transmembrane transport. The record is from RefSeq and is a predicted model, not a curated record. Gene Ontology annotation, molecular function: transmembrane transporter activity.